AUGCCAUCAUUCCGACUGCAGGGAUUCCAAUCGGUGAUCCGUGGCAAUUCCAACCUGCUGCGUCAUCAGCAGCGUCGGUGGGCGCAGGUCCACGAUGUCCGCUUCCUCGCCUCGCACCACGAUCCAAACUAUGUCUGGACAAGUAUCGGGCCAAACUGGACAAGAAGGCCAAGGAUACUGACUGGUUUAUUUAGAGAGGGACACGAGUCAGUUGAGUCUUUGAAGGAAGCCUACUCCGAAAAGAUCCAAGAUCUCCGCCGCAAAGCAGCCACCGCAGCUACCCCAGAGCCCGGAACACCCGCAUCCACCACCGCCGAGUCGCGCACCGCUAAAGCCGCACGCGCCGUCUCCAGCGAGUCCAGCCCCGUCAAGCCCCUCAGCACCUACCUGGACGUCGAGAAGAUCCGCGAGCUCCCACCCAAGGAGAUCGAAGCGCUCUGGCGCCUCCGCUUUGCGGAGAACCCGCACGCUAUUACUGCGGCGAUCCCGUUGGACACGUACAAGCGCAUUAUGCAGGCCGCACGCGAGAACCCGCAGUUCAUCCUGCCCCUCCCGCGCCCGCAGACCGCCGAAGAGGCGCAGCAAGCACCCGAGGGAGCUGGCACCGUUGCCGACAUUCACUUCCUUCAAUGGGCUUUCCACCCGCCUGCUGAGGGGUCGACUCUGUCGCCUUCUAAUAACCACACCUCUACUGUGAUCUUCACGAAUCUGGGUGUGUAUAAAAUGCACGGCGCGUAUGCCCAGCCUCACACCACUAUUACUCACCACCUCGAUCUGGCGGAUGACAAGGGUAUGGUCCUUAUGCAUGGCCAGAUUAUUCCCGACGGCGGUGUUUCGGCCAUGGAGGCCACUUGGCUUGUUAGCUGUGUGCAGCGCUUCUAUGACUUUGAGGGCCAGGCUGCUGGUCGGAAGAGUGAGCUUGUUCGCAUGUUCACCCGGGGUGAUGUUGAGAACUUCAAGGUUGAGGAACUGGUGGACGAGGCUGAGAGACUUCAGUAG
Molecule: messenger RNA, 999 nt
Organism: Penicillium mononematosum
Lineage: Eukaryota; Fungi; Ascomycota; Eurotiomycetes; Eurotiales; Aspergillaceae
Product: ATP11 family protein
Exons: 3
Coding region: 1-999 (332 amino acids)
Biological process (GO): mitochondrial proton-transporting ATP synthase complex assembly
Cellular component (GO): mitochondrion
Source: RefSeq, a predicted model, not a curated record